UGCGCGUCUCCUGUCUUGAGUGAGGUGAAGAGUUUACUUUCCAAGAGUUCAAGGUUUGGUUUCGGUGUUUGUAGGCAAUAAGGGUCGCCGAGGCGGAGAGCCCUUGUCACAGAGCCAACAUGCUGAAUAUGUGGAAAGUGAGAGAACUGGUUGAUAAAGCAACCAAUGUGGUGAUGAACUACUCAGAAGUGGAGUCAAAAGUGAGAGAGGCCACUAACGAUGAUCCCUGGGGACCCUCUGGACAGCUGAUGGGUGAAAUCUCCAGAGCCACCUUUAUGUAUGAGCAAUUCCCAGAGGUUAUGAAUAUGCUGUGGGCUCGCAUGCUGAGGGACAACAAGAAAAACUGGAGGAGAGUCUACAAGUCCCUGCUCCUGCUGGCCCACCUGAUCAGGAAUGGAUCAGAAAGAGUUGUCACCAGUGCCAGAGAGCAUCUGUAUGACCUGAGGUCCUUAGAGAGCUACCACUUUGUUGAUGAGAAUGGCAAGGACCAAGGAGUUAAUGUGCGCCAGAAAGUAAAAGAGAUGGUGGAGUUCGUCCAGGACGAUGACAGGUUGAGGGAGGAAAGAAAAAAGGCAAAGAAGAACAAAGACAAAUACAUUGGCGUGUCAUCUGACAGUAUGGGAGGAUACAGGGGAUACUCGGGGGAUAGGUAUGACUCUGGCGAUAACCGAGGAAAGUGGGAUGAGGACUGGGACAGGAGCAAAGGGUCGUUCCCCUUUAGUGAGAAGCUGGGUGAAAUUAGUGACAAGAUUGGCAACACCAUUGAUGACACCAUUAACAAGUUCAGAAACAGAGACAGAGAUGACUCACCAGACAGAUUCAGUGACAAUGAGGAAGAGCGGAGUCGGGCGUCUCGCAAUGGUCAGUCAGGGAGAGAGUUCAAAGAUGAAGAGGAGACUGUCACCACCAAGAGUGUUCACAUUGUUCAGGCAACAGAAACCACGGCAACGCGAAAGAGAGGCGUUCCAUCCAAAAAAGUGGACUUGGGAGCUGCAGCCAACUACACAGGAGACCAGAGCCCAGACACCAAUACCAAGCAGCCCCAGUCAGCAACACCUCAGCCCUCCAGUGGUGGCCUGGCAGACCUACUAAUGGUAGACACAGGCCCUAGUCAGCCUGCUACCACAGAUCUGAUGGCUGGAUUUGCCGACUUUUCUUCGCCUGCUGCUUCUGUUGGUCUCUCCUCAGGAUCUGCCCCCAGUGGCAAUGGAGACUUUGGGGAUUGGAACGCCUUUCCUGGAGGUCAGAUGCCAACUUCUGCUCAGCCUGUGGAAAUCGGCGGAAAGGACCUUUUCGGAGCCAUGACCGUCAGCCCUGUCCCUACAGCUGCCCCAGUCCCUGUCCAGGCUUCAGUCCCAGCUGCUGGUCCUCCCUCAGCAGACCUUUUUGAUCUGAUGGGGCCAACUCAGUCCCUUAUCACCUCCCAGAGCCUCAACUUCAGCAUGAGCAGCACACAGAGCAUGAGCAGCACCGUCUUGCCCCAGUCCAGGUCGCAACCCCUCCAGAACAUGGGGAGUUCCCUACAGCCACAGCCCAUGCAGCCUGUGCUGCAAGGAGUAGCUUCUCAGGGUGCUGGAGUCAAAACCACCCUCCCCUCUACCUGGUCAGAUCAUUCAGUCAACAUAAGUUUGGAUUUCUUAGGCCCAGGCAUGCAACCUCCCAAGCCCAGCCAACCCAGCCUUAACACACUCCAGCAAGGCAUUCAGCCGGCCGCCAACACGCUUUCACAGGGAUUUGCCAGCAUGAGCCUUGGGCCCACAACAAUCAGACCACCUGUAAAUCCUAUGAUGUAUCCUGGUGCUGGGAUGGGAAUGGGCAUGGUCCCCAACCAAGGCAUGAUGGGAAUGGGAAUGGGCAUGAACAUGGGGAUGCCACAAGCAGGUAUGGGUGUGGGGAUGGGCAUGGUCCAACAGCCCAAACAGGAUGCCUUUGCUGACUUUGGUAACUUUGGGAAGUGAUGAAGUGGGAGAGCCAGGAGUCAGUAGAGAAGUGGUGUCAAUCUUCCUCUCUUCUCCGUCCGUUGGUGAAGGACUGUUAUGAGCAACAAACAAGGAGUACUUGAAUAAUGUUAAAUAUAAUACCAACACCCUGCAUUCUCCUUUUUAUGCUGUAUAGAGAUAUAUAGAUCUAAAUGAAUGUUUUAUCAGUUGGAACCAAUGAUCUGUCUGGACAGGAUUGGUGGUCAGACAGACACACAGUUUAUAUAAUAUGCUGUGUUGGUUGACUUUGGUUGGCAAGGGAUAGAAGAAUGUAAGGGACGCGUCUGCCACCAUGAGAAUGUCAGGGGAAUGUACUUUAUAACCACAAUCAAAUCACCAGAUUAGCAAAAAAUAAAUAAAUAAAUCGUUAUUGGUAACUUUAUUGGAUAUAAGAUGAUCCGCCAUCUAAACUUUCUAAUGUAUCUUUAAGAAUGUCAGUUACCUCUAAUUUGACCCUACUCUACCCUUUAUGUCCUGUAAAUAGACUUCCUGUGCUCAUGCAAAUAAGUUAUGAUGCUUGGGUGAGAGACAAUUAUGAAUGAGAAGUUUUAUCUUAAGGAUUUGAUCGGAUGUCAAUCAAAACCUUUACUGUUGGAAGGCACAUUGUCAGAGUCUGAUAAUUUACCUGGUGUUUUCCAUGGGCCUAUAAGUGGCCAAGCACUCUGAUUGUGGCCUGUCAGUACAACAUUUAAGGAAGUAAUGAAUGAGCAUUUGAUUGAAACUUGAUUUGAGAAGUUACUCCAUCAACAGACUAUCCUUUGUGGCCUUUCUUAUAGAUAUAUUAUUUUUUUAUAGAUGAAGUAUAAUCAUUGUCUCCUAUUGAAAUAAUCAGUAGGGAGAAACAGCCUUAUAAAAGGGGGUUGUGGGUUCUUGUUUGCAGCACAGAGUGCCUGUAAGUCCUUUGCCUCAUCAAAUAACCUCUUCAGAGGAGUUGAACAAUAUGAGAGAGCAGACUGCUAAUGAUAGGGAGCUACCAUGCUAUGUAUGGACUCCUGGGUUUAUACUUUCAGCAAAUUGCAGCUUUCCUGUGCAGGUACUGGAUAAGAUAGUUGCUUAUUCUGUUCAUUCCCUGACUUGGGUUUUUUUUCCCCAUGUGCAUGUCAAUUACAAGCAUUUUAUUCAGGCCAGUGAGCACAGAGUACACUCAAAAACAACAACCCUGAUUUGACCCAAAAUGAGCUCAUCCUAAUCCUACACCUGAAUCACUUAUGUAGACUGCAUGAUCAUAAGUAUGUACCCACCUCUUGUCUGUUUGAAGAAAUGCAAAUUGGUGCUGUUUAGCUUUGCUUGCAUUCAUCUUCUCUAAUGUUAUACAUUAAAAACCAGGCAAUCUGGAAAUCAUUGCUCUGUCGUCUGGGCAUCCUUUAGAGAAUAUCUCUUUCACAUUCUUGCAGUUACACAAGAUUACAAGCAGGCAGUUUUAACAAUUGAGAUGCAGUUUGCUCAAAAAUUACCACCACUGUAAUCAGAUAAGCGUGUUUCGAGGAAGGAUUGUGCAACCACGGACUGAGCGGUUCUUCUGCACACCACACUGACUGGGUUGUCUGCAUACUUGCCCAGUCAGUCUGAAAUGUGCAACAACAAAAUGACGCUUCAUGGGUUUAAGUGCCUAUCUGUUUGCCUUUGGACCCUUUCUCUUCAAUGAGUAAUAAAAUGAUUUGAGGCUGAGUGAUUGGUAAAAGUUAAUCUGAGCUGAGUGACAUUUCCAGUAUGUCAACGAUGAAAUCAAUAAGUCCCUGACUAGCGGGGAGAGCAAUGGAUUUUGCAGCCCCAAGAGGGUUGAAGUUGUGCUUCCUUUCUCCGCCACGAGGCUGACCAGUCUCUUAUCAGUCUGAGGGUGACUUGUUAAAAUGACCAAAACCUAUUUACUGUUUUCUAGAACAUUAUUAAGAGAUUAAGCGUUUUAUUUUUUACUUCAAAUUGAUUUGAUCUUCUGUGUGAUAGGAUUGUUACUGAAAACACUAGUUCAUGCAAAUGUUUUGAAAAAGUUCCUUUUUUUUUCUUCCCCCUGCCCUGAUUUGCUUUACACAUCAUGAUCCUUUAUCUACGUCAUUAAACAGUUGAUUGAAAUCU
Molecule: messenger RNA, 4052 nt
Organism: Lampris incognitus (smalleye Pacific opah)
Lineage: Eukaryota; Metazoa; Chordata; Actinopteri; Lampriformes; Lampridae
Gene: clint1a
Product: clathrin interactor 1a
Exons: 12
Coding region: 120-1958 (612 amino acids)
Biological process (GO): endocytosis
Cellular component (GO): endosome; plasma membrane; clathrin vesicle coat
Molecular function (GO): clathrin binding; phospholipid binding
Source: RefSeq, a predicted model, not a curated record